Morone saxatilis (striped sea-bass) is the source of this 6270-nucleotide messenger RNA. RefSeq names its product apoptotic chromatin condensation inducer 1a (gene acin1a). The coding region runs from base 45 to 5273 and encodes 1742 amino acids. NCBI's taxonomy places the organism in Eukaryota, Metazoa, Chordata, Actinopteri, Moronidae. The record is from RefSeq and is a predicted model, not a curated record. Gene Ontology annotation, molecular function: nucleic acid binding. The transcript is spliced from 18 exons.
CGUUGCUCGUCGCUCUCGCUGGGAACCGACUAGAGGAACGGAAAAUGGCGGAUCUCGAAGACGUUACCCUGGACGGGAGACCGCUCCAGUCCCUUCGAGUAGCAGAUUUAAAAGCUGCUCUUGAGGAGAGAGGACUCUCGAAAAGCGGGCAUAAGAAUGCUCUCAUUAAAAGGCUCAAGGGGGCUCUCAUGCUGGAGAAUCUGCAGAGGACCUCCACUGCUCACAUUGGAUUGCAGCCAAACUCACAGAUUGGUGAGGAAAUGAGCCAGAACAGCUUUAUCAAGCAGUAUCUGGCUAAACAACAGGAGCUCCUGAGGCAGCGUCUGGAGAGAGAGGCUCGCGAAGCCUAUGAAACAAAUGAUCAAGAGGACCACACAGAAGUUAAUAACAGUACGUCAUGCCCCCCUCAAGCCCAGGAUGUCACACCAGCAUUGGCUGAGCAGCACAAGCCACCUGGCCCCUCGAGUGGAGAGGGACUGUUGGCUGCCGUGAAUGAGGGAGAGGCUAACAGCAACCAGGAAGCUGAUGUGUCCGGUCCUCCUGCUUCUGGCUCUGUGGCCAUGCGCGUUCCUGCUGGCGAGCAGCGACCAGCGAGGGGUUCUGCAUCCAACGAAGUUGCCGCUGACAGCGACGACGAGGACAGCGAGGAUGGCGAGGAGGAUGGUGACGAUGAUGAUUGGGACAGUGGCGCUCGGAGGAGAAGCCUCAGAGAGCCAGCCAGAGUGCCCACGACCAGAGAGAGGUCUGGAGCAUCCUGUCAACCCCAGCAGCAACACAUGCCUUCCCUGUUGUCCCCUCAACUCCGCCAGCCAACACCUCCUCCCUCCCCACCUCCAGAGUUAUCCUUCCCCUUGCCUGACACCCCUAAACAGAGCCCCCCUAGUCCAGAUGUAGCCCCACCUAGGCGCUCACCUAGUACCUCCAGCUCCGGUUCCUCCAGCAGCGGCAGCCGCAGUAGCAGCCCAGAGCCACAGAGGAGUGGACAUGCCGAGCGCAAACCCGGCCCGCUGACCCUUCUGGCACGUAAGAUGGCAUCAGAAGGUGCUUUCUCGGGAGCAGGUUGGCACGGUGGCGAAGGCGAUAGGCAAGACAGCAGUUCUCCUUCGGCUACGGCAUUUCCUGGCAGAAGGCCUCCGGAGGGUCUGGUAUCUGCCAUCACUCACACAGCCAACAGUGCAGGCCACGUGUCGUUUCCCAUGAUUCCAGGCACCAACCAGGGUGUCACAGGAGCACAUUUGGCCCAUAUUCAAGUACCUGUGAGUGUGCUCAAGGCCACUGCAACAGAAGACAGGGACAGAAAGAGGGAUUCUGAGAUAGAAAGAGAAAAGGCCCUUGAGCUGGAAAGGCAAGAGAAGCAGAGAAAAUUUGAGGAAGAGCGGGAAAGAGCUCUUGCCCUGGAGAGAGAGGAAAGAGAGAUAGCUCUGAAGAAGGAGAGAAUUGAACGACAGCAUGCCUUAGAGAGAGAAGAACGAGAAAAGGCUUUGCAGCAUGAGAGGGAACUUGCUCUAGAACGAGAGAGGCAGGAGAGGGAACUAGCUUUGGCUAAAGAGAGGGAAGAGCGAGAGCACGCCUUAGCGCAAGAGAGGGCCCUGGAGCUUGAGAGGCAAAAGGAGCUCGAAAGACAGAGGGCCCAGGAGCAAGAACGUCUGCAGAGAGAAAAAGAGAGGGAGAAGCGAGAGAGAGAAGAAAGGGAAAGAGCAAUGGAGCUAGAAAGAGCAAAGGUUUUGGAGCAGGAAAGGAAGGACAGAGAAAGAGCUCUUGAGCAAGAACGGUUAGAGAGGGAAAGAGUUCUAGAGGCUGAGAGAAAGGAGAGGGAGAGGAUUGAGAGAGAAAGAGCUUUGGAGCAGGAAAGGUUGGAAAGGGAAAGGUUAGAGAGAGAGAAAGCCUUGGAGCAAGAAAGAAUAGAGAGAGAGAAAGCCUUGGAGCAAGAAAGAAUAGAGAGAGAGAAAGCCCUGGAACAAGAAAGAAUAGAGAGAGAGAAAGCCCUGGAGCAAGAGAGGCUAGAAAAGGAGAGAGCCCUGGAGCAAGAGAGAAUCGAGAGAGAAAAAGCCUUAGAAAGAGAGAGAAUAGAAAGAGAAAAGGCUCUAGAGCAAGAAAGGCUGGAGAGGGAGAGAGCCCUACAACAAGAGAGGUUGGAGCUUGAGAGGAAGGAAAAGGAGCGAGAAAGGCUGGAAAGAGAGAGAGUCCUAGAACAAGAGAGGUUGGAGCUUGAGAGGAAGGAAAGGGAGAGAAUUGAGAGAGAGAAAGCAUUGGAGCAAGAGAGGAUAGCGAGGGAAAAAGCCUUGGAACGAGAGAGGGAGGAAAAAGAGAGGCUGGAGAGAGAGGCUGCUCUGGAACAGGAGAGGAUGGAGAAGGAAAGAGCUGAGAAGGAGAGGAAAGAAAGGCUGGAAAGGGAGAAAGCUCUAGAGCAGGAGAAACUUGAACGGGAGAGAGCCUUGGAGAAGGAGAGGGAGAAGGCUCUCGAACGCGAAAGGUUAGAGAAGGAGAAAGCCAUGCAGAAAGAAAAGGAGGAGCAGGAGAGGGCCCUGGAACAGGAGAAAGAGAGGGCUAGGAUGGCUGAAAAGGAGAGGGAGAGUCACCUCCCUCCAUCCAAACGUGGCCGUGAGAUUGGUCUCACCCCUCUGCCCACUCCUCCCCCCCUCUCCACAGGACCAGGUAGAAAGUCAUCGACAGAUGCAGGAGAGCAGGAAGAUGCCCAUGCUCCAAUGUCCCGGAGUGAAGCAGCAGAAUCCGGUGCACCCAUGUCACCAACACCUCUGUCGCCUCAGUCCUCAUUCAAGAAGUUCCGGUUCUUAAGGGACCCCCCAGUUCAGCCACAAGCUUCAUCGACUUCCAUGGUUAUUAAGCGACCCCGUCAUUUCUCUGAUACCCCCCAGCCUCGGGCCAGUGUCGGGGAACGACACCAGACCCCCACCGAACGGGAAGGUCCGCAGAUGCAGACGAAACAGGAGGUUGUUGCUGGGCCGCCAGGAUCUGUGGGGACACAGCCUGAGAAGGAGACCACUGGUAGUACCACACUGGUCCAGAGUCCCAGCAAGGAAGGGGCCGCAAGCCUUGUAUCGGAGGACAAAGAAAAAGCAGAUUCAGUGAAGAUGGAACAGGCUGCCAAAGAAUCCACCAUAAAAGUAAAAGUUGUGGAUGAAAGCAAAGGUCCUGUAGGCCCAGUGGAUGCUCCACAACAGAGGGGAAGAGAUGCAAGGAAGGAAGAAAAACAAGCAAGACAAAGAUCAUCGUCUAAUGAUUCCUCUUCCUCUGACUCUGACUCUGGGUCCUCAUCAUCUCAGUCCUCGGGCUCAUCCACAUCUUCUCAAGAGAAAACCUGCUCCACUUCAAGAGUUAGAAGGGAAGGGAAAAAAGAUUCUUCCCCACAGCACAGGGCGACACUAGAGGCUCAGUCUGAGGGUUUAAAGGAAACUCCAAAAGCUCCCCCCUGCAAAAGAGACAUGUCUGUAAAGAAGAGUGACACAACUGCUGAUGGAGACAGUCACACCAAGAAACCUUUCAUUGAAGCACCAACCAGGGAGGAGAUGCAAAGGAAGAUCCAGGACAGCAAGGGAGAGGAGGAAAAGGACAAACAAAGGCAGGCGAAGGAGACUGCCAUGUCAGAGCCAGAGAAGCUUCCAGAGACCAGUGAGGAGACACCAAAGGCCUUCUCAGCUCGUAAGAUCUCUCUUAGCAGCAGUAAAUCGUCCCCAGGCACUGGCAGUGCAGAGGGCGAUCAGGAGUCUGGGGCCGCGGCAGGUCGCAAGAGGAGGUGGGGCUCCAGCACAGCUGUCACUGCCAAGAAACCUUCCAUCAGCAUCACCACAGAUUCACUCAAGUCUCUGAUCCCUGACAUUCGGCCGUGUCUCGGCCAGGAGGCAGUAGUGGACCUGCACCCGGAGGAAGCUGUCCUUUCUGGGGCUGAGGAUGAAGAGAGGGAGCGCUCUGACCAGGACCUUCAAAUCCGACGCACUGUAACACAGGUGGUGCACUCAGAGAACCAGGAGAAUGGACAGAAAGAGGCAAAGAGGAGCCGACAUGAGGAACUGGAGGAGGAUGACCUGCGGGGAGAUGGAGAGAGGACAAGGGAGCAUGAAGAGAAGAUGGACACCUCAUUUCCUGAAGCCAUGGAAACCCAGUCUCCAUCACAAACCAGCCAUGAUGUAGAAAUCAACACUGUGACCCCCAGCGACACCCUCAUUCGUCGCUCCAUCAGCCAGCAGAAAACAGGAGUUUCCAUCACAAUCGAUGACCCUGUUCGUACGGCUCGGCAGCCCUCGCCACCUCGUGGCAAAGUCUCCAGCAUCGUUCACAUCAGCAACCUGGUGAGGCCAUUCACUCUGGGGCAACUUAAGGAACUGCUCAGCAGAACUGGCACCCUGGUGGAGGAGGGCUUCUGGAUCGACAAAAUAAAGUCUCACUGCUAUGUCACUUACUGUAGCUCAGACGAGGCAAUUGCUACACGGGCAGCUCUUCAUGGAGUGAAAUGGCCUCAGAGCAACCCAAAAGUCCUUAAUGUAGACUUCUGCCAGCAGGAUGAGCUGGACUUCCAUAAAGGCUUGGGUGCAGCCGACAGACCUGGAGCAGAGGAACAAGGGCCUGGCGCCGGCCGUGGUCGAACGUCAGCCCUGCCCUCUCUCCUCCCAGAGAGAGACCAGUGGGCCGAACGUGAGCGUGAGAUGGAGCGCAGAGAGAGGGCCCGAGCAGAGCGGGAGUGGGAUCGCGACAAGGUCAAAGAGUUUGGGAAACCUGGAGAAGAGAAAGAGGGGGGUCCCCGGAGGUCGCGAUCCAGAGAGAGACGACGCAAGGAGAGGGGAAAGAGCAAGGAGAAGAAGACUGAGAAGAAAGAGAAAACAGCUGAGGAUCCUCCCGCAAAGCUGCUCGAUGAUCUGUUCCGCAAAACUAAAGCUGCUCCUUGCAUAUACUGGCUUCCUCUUACAGAGGAACAGUUUGUUCAGCGGGAAGCUGCCAGAGCUGAACGCAUGAAGGAGCGCGAGAAACGGAGGAAGGAGCAAGACGAGGAGGAGGAGAAAAAAAGGGAAGAGGAGCGCAAGGAGAGGAUGAAAGCCGGAGGCGGCACAGCAGGAGAGCGGAGUGAGGGUGAGAAGGACAAGGACAGAGAGAGGGACAGAGACAGAGACCGAGGUAGAGACAGAGACAGAGAGAGGGAGAGGGAGAGGGAGAGGGAGAACGACAAACGCAGGGAUAGCUACCGUAGGCCGGGGGGCAGCGGGGCAGGUGGGGGGCGGCGCUCACGCAGCCGCAGCGACCCGCGAGAAAGGCGGCGUUAAUGGCCAAUCAACUGAUGGAACUGUCCUAGAGACCACCCUCUUCCAUUUGCCUUUCACUACAUGUACUUUGUUACAACUAAGACCCAACAGAGGACCAACUGAUGUCGUCACCAUCUCUCAAAUUGUCACCUUUUUUAAAGCACAUCUACACCUACACCCAGUCAAGCUUAAAGGGGACCAUGAUUUUUUGCAGUGUUGUUUCCCAGAGUGCUGUAUGUCUUGCUCCUGUCAAGGUUUGAUAUUUUCUUUAUAUUUUUGCCUCUUUUUUUUUUCUUUUUUUUUUUUCUUUGGUUUUUGUCUUGACGGCAUAGCAGUAUGGCACGCUGGGUUGUUUUAAUAAUUUCUCCCAAUGCUCCCCAUUUGCCCCAAAGUGUAGGUGCCAAUUAUGAUUUGCAAUCAUUUGUUGUCGCCUCGGUGUUUAACAGCUCUGCAAUUUGGAUGAGGAAUCCUUUUGUUGCUGCAUGUAGUCCAAGGCUCUCCUUGCCAGUCCUGCCUAAAGAGAAAACUCAGCCCUCUGUGCAGAGGCUUGCAGAAAUCUAAAAAUAUUGGAAUAGGUGUGUUUGGCAUUUUGUACAGACAUAUAAGAUUACUCAAAAUUAAGUCUUUAAAUGAGGCAGCUUUGGGGUAUUUUUGGACAGGUGUGGAAUAACUACUAAGGCAAUGCAGUGUUCCUCUCUCCCUCCAUUUAGUUAAGAGAUGAGAUGAUUCUCUCGGGGGGAGAAUCUGUCUGUCACACCUGACACAAGUUAUGAUUAUGUCCUUAUCAUUGAUUCUCUUCUUCCUCCCUCCUCUUCCUCCAGUUCUCUUACCCUGUAGUGUCUAUACAGGCCCAAGAGGGGAGGUUGCAUUAUGAGUUUUCUCACCAAUGGUUUUAAUAUUGUUUUUUAAUCAUUAUUUUAUCAUUUUAGUACCAAGGUUUGUUUUGCGUUUUUUAAUUUCUUCUUUGAGUACGCCUAUCAGUGGUGAAUGUACAAAUAAUAAAAAUUGAAAUUUGAAA